AAACUGGACACAUUAUUGUAUCUUUCUCACUCUCAAAAGUAUCAAAUACGUGAGAGCAAAAGAGAAAGCUGCCACCUUGCCAUUCUAACUAUAAUAUUAUUGUUACAAGAAACGUAAAGUUCAUCUCUCAUUUAUAUAAAAGUUGUGAGAAUAUCAAGAUGGUAUCACUAAAAAAUGUUUGUGCAGUUUUUGGGAUUUUCGUAGUAGCUUUUAUGGAUGGAAUUAGCGCCCUUACUGGUCCGAGCCAUGGGAAAGUCGUCGUUUGUUAUUUAGGGACAUGGUCGGUUUAUAGACUAGGAAGAGGUUCUUUCACUAUUGAGCACCUAGACCCUACAUUGUGCACCCACAUUGUCUACUCCUUCGCCGGCUUGGACGAAAAAACCGACAGUAUUAAAUCACUAGACCCCUUCCAGGAUUUAGCCGAGGAUUACGGCAAAGACGGGUACCAAAAACUGACAAGACUUAAGCACAGGUACCCCCACUUGAAGGUCACUCUAGCCAUCGGGGGCUGGAAUGAGGGCUCCUUGAAAUAUUCAAGUUUUGCAAAAGACCCCACCAGAAGAAGCAGAUUUGUUUCAAGCGCCAUCGAUUUCCUCAGGAAAUACAAUUUUGAUGGCCUUGACUUAGACUGGGAGUUUCCUGGAAAACGCGGCGGUGCCCCUGAAGACAAACUCAACUUCCUCUUGUUAGUCAAAGAACUCAGAGCAGCCUUUGACAAAUACAAUCUUCUCUUAACUGCAGCUUUCGGGGCCGGAAAAGACACCAUAGACGUAGCGUACGAUGUCAAAGGUCUUUCCGUUUACUUAGACUUCAUCCAUAUGAUGUGCUACGACUACCACGGGGCUUGGGACCAAAAAACCGGGGCAAAUGCGCCCCUCCAAAGCUCCGAUGUACUAAACGUCGAAUUCUCGAUAAACUACAUGCUGAAACUCGGUGCUCCCCCCAAAAAACUAGUAAUGGGAGUGCCACUCUACGGCCGUACUUUCCUCCUGCCGGAGCCCUACGACCCGGAGUCGGAGCGCAAACCCAAACUGGGGGCCGUCGCUCGCAACAUAGGGUUCCAAGGGCCGUUCACUCGAGAGAACGGGUUUAUGGGUUACAACGAAAUUUGUUUGGAAGUGAAAAACAAGUCCCAAAACUGGGCCACUUUCUGGGAUAGUGAAUCAAAAACGCCUUUUGCUGUGUCGGGUAAUAAAGUAUUGACGUAUGAUGACGCGAGAUCGAUAGGGGAGAAAGUUAAAUUUGCGAUGGAAAAAGAUUUGGGUGGGAUUAUGGUUUGGUCGAUUGACACCGAUGAUUUUCAUGGGGAUUGUGCCGAUGUUGGGGACGAUGGACAUUUCGAGAAUUUCCCCUUAAUGAGGGCUAUUAACAAAGCUAUAGCUACGACGAUUGAGGAGAGGGAGAAUUCCAUCAUUCAUGGAAGUGAUGAAAGAACCAGCGGGGCUGGAAGCAGCGCGAGUUUUUUGUUUUUGGUCUUUAUGGCCAUUGCGUUAUUUAUAAGAUUCUAAAUUUGUGAUUUCUUAGUUUUAUGCAAAUGUACAACUUUCGGCGACAAAUAAAGACAGAAAUAUGCCACCUUGUUAACA
Tribolium madens (black flour beetle) is the source of this 1586-nucleotide messenger RNA. RefSeq names its product probable chitinase 2. Lineage: Eukaryota; Metazoa; Arthropoda; Insecta; Coleoptera; Tenebrionidae. Bases 159 to 1508 code for a protein of 449 amino acids. Gene Ontology annotation, biological process: chitin catabolic process; carbohydrate metabolic process. Gene Ontology annotation, cellular component: extracellular region. The record is from RefSeq and is a predicted model, not a curated record. The transcript has 4 exons. Gene Ontology annotation, molecular function: chitinase activity; chitin binding.